This is a messenger RNA of Rhinocladiella mackenziei CBS 650.93, 4734 nucleotides long. RefSeq lists its product as uncharacterized. The transcript has 6 exons. Gene Ontology annotation, cellular component: membrane. The coding region runs from base 1 to 4734 and encodes 1577 amino acids. NCBI's taxonomy places the organism in Eukaryota, Fungi, Ascomycota, Eurotiomycetes, Chaetothyriales, Herpotrichiellaceae. The record is from RefSeq and is a predicted model, not a curated record. Gene Ontology annotation, biological process: transmembrane transport. Gene Ontology annotation, molecular function: ATP binding; ABC-type transporter activity; ATP hydrolysis activity.
AUGUCGACUUCGUUGGUUGGCAACAUCACCACAAACAAUGAUCGGACCCGCAGAAUGUCUGGAGCUUCUCCGCAAUCUCCAGUCGAUGACUAUCCUCACUUGGACAGAUCCAUGCUGCAAAGCGGCGGCGGCGCAGUAGUGGAGGACGGCCAGGAUGAGAACAGGGAAAUCCAAAGACUUGCUCGUCAAUAUUCCCGCGCCUCAACUUCAGAAGAAGGUUUUCAUCCUUUCGAGGCUGCAGGAGCCGACUCCGAGGUCGAUCCAAAUUCGGACAACUUCAAUGGUAGAGCCUGGACCAAAGCCAUGCUGCGGCUGCAGAAGCAGUCGGGCCAGGAUAAUGUGGGACGAAAAGCAGGCUUCGCCUUUCGAAAUCUUUCCGCUUUCGGAUACACCAAGGGAAGCGACUUCCAGAAGACCGUCGACAACUAUCUUUUGGCCGCCGUGGAUGUUGUGAGAGGCUUCCUUGGCAACAAAGGACGUCGCGUCGAUAUCUUGCGAAAUUUUGAGGGUGUUGUGCAACCGGGAGAAAUGCUAGUGGUCCUCGGACCUCCUGGAUCGGGCUGUUCGACCUUUUUGAAAACAGUCGCCGGUGAAACGCACGGCUUUAACCUGGGUGAGAAUUCUUACAUUAAUUAUCAAGGCAUCAGUUUCGAACAAAUGCACCAGGAUUUCCGAGGUGAAGCUAUCUACACGGCCGAACAGGACAUUCAUUUUCCCCAACUGAUGGUGGGAGACACCCUCCUCUUCGCCUCACGAGCAAGGACACCACAAAAUCUCAAAUUGCCUCACGGUAUCACCAAACAGAUGUACGCCACACAUUUGCGUGAUGUGGUCAUGGCCACGUUUGGCAUUAGACACACCAUCAACACCAAAGUCGGAAAUGACUUCGUCCGCGGUGCGAGCGGUGGUGAAAGAAAGCGAGUCUCGAUCGCGGAAGCCGCCCUCAGUAAUGCGCCGCUGCAGUGUUGGGAUAAUAGCACCCGAGGGCUUGAUUCAGCCAACGCAAUUGAGUUCUGCAGAACCCUUCGGACUUCCACGGAUCUGAACGAGACUACCGCAGCGGUCGCCAUCUAUCAAGCACCACAAUCUGCCUACGACUUUUUCGACAAGGUUAUCGUACUGUAUCAGGGACGCCAAAUCUUCUUUGGCCGGACCACCGAAGCCCAGCGCUACUUUGAAAACAUGGGAUUUGAAUGUGCCAAACGCCAGACGGUGCCUGACUUCCUCACGUCGAUGACCAACCCCAUUGAACGUAUCGUCAAGAAAGGCUACGAAUCACAAGUCCCUCGCACUCCAGAUGAGUUUGUGGAACGGUGGGAGAAAAGUGAAGAGCGCCAAAGAAUGUUGCAGGAGCUUGAGAAGUUUGAGACCACUAAUCCCAUCGGCGGAGCCAACCUUCAAGCUUUCCUACAGUCUCGUCGCAUCCAACAAUCAAAAGCCCAACGCAAGUCGUCUCCCUACACUUUAUCCUACGGAGAUCAAAUUUUAUUGUGCCUGUGGCGAAGCUACAAGAGAUUGAUGGAUGAUCCCUCUAUCACGGCCACUCAACUGUUCGGCAAUUGUGUCAACGCCCUUGUGGUAUCUUCACUUUUCUACAAUUUACCAGGAAAUAGCGAUUCGCUACGAGCUCGGAGCUCGCUCAUUUUCUUUGCCGUCCUACUCAAUGCAUUCGGCAGCGCCCUGGAGAUCUUGACGCUGUACGCACAACGACCGAUCGUCGAGAAGCACACGCGCUACGCACUCUAUCAUCCUUCUGCAGAGGCGUUUGCGUCCAUGCUAAUGGAUAUACCGGCCAAGACUCUGAAUGCCAUAGGAUUUAACCUCAUUCUCUACUUUAUGACCAAUCUACGGCGAACACCGGGUGCUUUUUUCUUCUUCUUGUUCACAUCUUACGUCCUCACGCUCACCAUGAGCAUGCUGUUUCGAGUGAUCGCAUCAGUUUCGCGGACCCUGAUCCAAGCCUUGGUUCCGACAGCUGUCCUAAUGAUUGCCAUUGUUGUUUAUACGGGCUUUGUGAUACCUGUCGAUUACAUGCUUGGCUGGGCGUCGUGGAUUAGAUGGCUUAAUCCCACCGCCUAUGGCUUUGAGAGUCUUAUGGUCAACGAGUUCCACAACCAGCGGUACGAUUGUUCAACUUUUAUCCCCCCGGCACCCCAAUUCGGGGACGGGACAACACUAUCGCAAACUUGUACCGUGGUUGGUUCUGUUGCUGGCGAAACCACUGUCGAUGGGGAUGCCUAUAUCAACUCCUCCUACAAAUAUUAUGCCGCACACAAGUGGAGAAAUAUAGGGAUUCUCUUCGUUUUUAUGAUCGGGCUUCUUGUCAUGUACCUAGCCGCCACCGAGACGGUCUCAGCCAAAAAGUCCAAGGGCGAGAUUUUGUUGUUCCGCAGAGGCUACAAACCAAAAUUCUUGAAAGAGAAAACGGACGAUACCGAAUCUGGAAUAUCUGAUCAAGCUGUCGCCCUCGAGAGAAAACAGACAAAAGAUGAGGAGUUGGCUCGGCAGGUUAGUGCUGUGAUUCAGAAACAGACAGCCAUCUUCCAAUGGAAGAAUGUCUGUUACGAUAUCAAGAUCAAGGGCCAGCCUCGCCGAAUUCUCGACCAUGUCGAUGGGUGGGUGAAGCCUGGAACAAUGACUGCGCUUAUGGCAUGCUUAAUCCUAUCACGAUCUGAAGGCGUUUCUGGUGCCGGUAAGACUACUCUACUUGACUGUCUGGCCACGCGAGUGACCAUGGGUGUUAUCACCGGCGAGAUGCUGGUCGACGGAAAGAAACGAGAUGGGUCCUUCCAAAGAAAAACUGGUUAUGUACAGCAACAAGAUUUACAUCUUGAAACGACGACUGUGAGAGAGGCAUUACGCUUUAGUGCUUUGUUGAGACAGCCGAGAGACACACCUCGAGCAGAAAAGAUUGCAUAUGUUGAAGAGGUCAUUAGGCUGUUGGAUAUGCAAGAAUAUGCCGACGCAGUGGUCGGUGUUCCUGGAGAAGGUCUUAAUGUGGAGCAACGAAAACGCUUAACUAUUGGUGUCGAGCUUGCUGCGAAACCACAGCUACUCCUGUUUCUCGACGAACCCACUUCUGGGCUCGACUCCCAAACUUCCUGGUCUAUUCUGAACCUUCUGGAAAAGCUCACAAAUGCUGGCCAGGCGAUUCUUUGCACUAUUCAUCAACCAUCGGCAAUCCUAUUUCAGAGAUUUGACCGGCUACUCUUCCUCGCGGAAGGUGGCAAAACAGUGUACUUCGGCCCCGUGGGCAAAGACUCGAACAUAUUGAUCGACUAUUUCCAAAGAAACGGGGCCCCACAAUGCCCUCCUGGUGCAAACCCAGCUGAAUAUAUGCUCGAAGCAAUUGGAGCCGCUCCUGGGUCCCAUUCGGAUAUUGACUGGUUUCAAGUCUGGCGGAACUCGCCAGAAUAUCACCAGGUACACCGGGAACUGGAAGAGAUGAAGAUGGAAAGAUCCCAGAUAGAGUCGCCAGUCACCACCAGCAAGGCCGACUAUUACGAAUUUGCCGCGCCUUUUAUCGUCCAAUUUUACGAAACACAAAUGCGAAUCCUUCAACAGUAUUGGCGAACACCGGUGUACAUCUACUCCAAACUACUGUUGUGCUGUCUAACGGGUCUUUUUAUCGGGUUCUCGCUUUUCAAAGCGCCGAACACACAGCAGGGUCUCAACAACCAACUCUUUGGCAUCUUCAUGCUCCUUGUCCUCUUUUCACAACUCGUUCAACAGAUCAUGCCCCUUUUUGUCACUCAGCGUAGCCUUUACGAGGCCCGAGAACGUCCCUCGAAGACCUACUCCUGGAAAGCGUUUAUGCUAUCGAAUAUCCUCGUGGAGUUUCCCUGGGCAACCCUAAGUGCAGUAGUAUUGUUCUUCUGCUGGUAUUACCCUAUCGGUCUUUAUCAAAAUGCCACCUACACCGACGCAGUGUCUUCGCGCGGAGCACUGGAAUUCCUGUUCGUGUGGGAAUUCAUCCUGUUUAGCAGUACGUUUGCCCAUAUGAUAAUCGCAGGUAUUGCGACGGCUGAAGCAGCGGGAAAUCUUGCCAACGUCCUAUUUUCUCUCUGCUUGCUAUUCAAUGGUGUCUUGGUAGGACCAAACGCUAUGCCUGGCUUCUGGAUUUUUAUGUACCGGGUCUCACCGUUCACCUAUCUUGUGGAAGGACUACUUGGCAACGGUGUGGCCCACGCGCCUGUCACGUGUGCUGACAAUGAAUUCUUACGCUUUAACGCGCCGGCAGGAUCGACAUGUGGCGAAUACCUUCAGCCGUACAUCUCAGCGGCUGGUGGGUAUCUGGUUAAUGCGAAUGCUACGAACUGUGAGUUCUGCUCACUGGAUAGCACGAACACCUUUUUGUCGUCAGCGAACAUCUCAUUUUCACACAGAUGGAGAGAUUUUGGAAUUUUAUUCGUCUACAUUGGUUUCAACAUUUUUGCCGCCGUGGCAAUUUACUGGCUGGCAAGGAUGCCGAAAGGGAAGAAGUAUCAAGGAAAGGAAGGUGAUGGAGCCCUUGCGUUGGUAAAGACAGAGAGUCGCGCAGACGGCAUGGAGCAGCAUGUUCAUGAUGAUCCGGAGAAAGGAGGGGUGUUAGUAGAUUCCGAAAAAGAUCGAGCUGUUGAAGAUUCGGACCAGGAGGAGAAUCAUGGCAAUGGAGUAAAUGAAGAGAUUUCUGCAAUUGAAAAGAAGGAUGAGGUUGAAGCAACGGCAACGGAGAGACCUGGACCACAGAAAUAA